AGCUUCUCAAUCAUCUGCUCAUUCCUCCUUACACAGGUUUACCUGUCUUUUCCAAAAUGGCUCCACUCCUGAACAGCAUACUCACCGUGAUCAAGGUGUUCCAGAAAUAUGCGAAAGAGGACGGGGACUGUGCGCUGCUGUGCAAGACGGAAUUGAAGCAGCUGCUCUUGGCUGAGUUUGGAAACAUCCUCCGGAGACCAAAUGACCCAGAGACUGUGGAAACCAUUCUGAACCUCUUGGAUAAAGACAGAAAUGGACAUGUUGAUUUUCGUGAAUAUCUCUUGCUGGUGUUCCAGUUGGUCCAAGCUUGCUAUAAUAAGGAAGAAAAUAAGGCAUGUGGAGAUAGAACCUCCCAGCAAGAAGGGGAGCAGGAGGGAACACAAGACCACAGCUUUCCAGGAAAUACAGGCAGACAACAUAGGCAGAGGCAUGAGGAAGCAAGGCAGGACUCCCACCACCGUCAGUCUGAGAGACAGGGUCAGGACUCCCACCAUGGUCAGUCUGAGAAACAGUAUCAGGACUCCCACCAUGGCCAGUCUGGGAGACAGGGUCAGGACUCCCACCGUGGUCAGUCUGAGAAACAGUAUCAGGACUCCCACCAUGGCCAGUCUGAGAGACAGGGUCAGGACUCCCACCAUGGUCAGUCUGAGAAACAGUAUCAGGACUCCCACCAUGGCCAGUCUGAGAGACAGGGUCAGGACUCCCACCAUGGUCAGUCUGAGAAACAGAGUCAGGAUUCCCACCAUAGUCAGUCUGAGAAACAGAGUCAGGACUCCCACCGUGGUCAGUCUGAGAAACAGAGUCAGGACUCCCACCAUGGUCAGUCUGAGAGACAGGGUCAGGACUCCCACCAUGGUCAGUCUGAGAGACAGGGUCAGGACUCCCACCAUGGUCAGUCUGAGACACAAGAUAGGAACUCCUGCUAUAGUCGGUCUGAGAGGCAAGGUCAGGACUUGAGCUCUGAUCAAAGACUGAAUCAUAAAUCUAGCAGUGACCAGACUAAAAGAGAAGGAUAUUUAUUUGCUUUAAAUCAAUAUGAGACACAAGUUCAGGAUUCUCAUGAUGGCUGGUCUGAAGGAGUUAGACAACAACAAAGCCAGCCUAUAAGACUUAGAGAGGAUUCAUGCUGUAGCCAAAGAAACCAACAGGAAUCAGGCUCUUAUUAUGGGCAUUCUGCAAGGCUGGGUCAGGAAUUAGGCUAUCAUCAGAGAGACAGGCAAGAAUUUGAUUCUCAAUAUGGCCAGACAUACAGACAAGGCCAGCAUUCCCACUAUGGACAGGCAGACAGACAAGGCCAGAGUUCUCACUAUGGUCAGGCAGACAGACAAGGCCAGAGUUCCCACUAUGGUCAGGCAGACAGGCAAGGCCAGAGUACUCACUCUGGUCAGGCAGAUAGACAAGGCCAGAGUUCCAACUAUGGUCAGGCAGGCAGACAAAGCCAAAGUUCCAACUAUGGACAGACAGGCAGACAAGGCCAGAGUUCUCACUAUGGACAGGCAGACAGACAAGGCCAGAGUUCCAACUAUGGUCAGGCAGACAGACAAGGCCAAAGUUCCCACUAUGGUCAGGCAGACAGGCAAGGCCAGAGUUCUCACUAUGGUCAGGCAGACAGACAAGGCCAGAGUUCCAACUAUGGUCAGGCAGGCAGACAAGGCCAGAGUUCCAACUAUGGACAGACAGGCAGACAAGGCCAGAGUUCUCACUAUGGACAGGCAGACAGACAAGGCCAGAGUUCCCACUAUGAUCAGGCAGGCAGACAAGGCCAGAGUUCCCACUAUGGACAGACAGACAGACAAAGCCAGAGUUCCCACUAUGGUCAGGCAGACAGACAAGGCCAGAGUUCCCACUAUGGUCAGGCAGACAGACAAGGCCAGAGUUCCCACUAUGGUCAAGCAGAUAGGCAAGGCCAGAGUUCUCACUAUGGUCAGGCAGACAGACAAGGCCAGAGUUCCCACUAUGGACAGGCAGACAGGCAAGGCCUGAGUUCUCAAUGCAGUCAGUCAGAACCUGGGGAAACAGGGCAAAAUAGGUGCUUCCAAGGGAAUGAGCGAACAAGCAGAGGUUCAAAUGUUGAGCAAUCAGAAAGUUCAGGGAGACCCAGUCAACAGACUCAAGGACAAAAAGUGAACCAAAAUCAGGGACAGAGAUUUCAGUCUAGGCUAGAGCAGCAGAACAGUCACCAGGCAUGGGAGCCUGAGGAGGAUUGCCAACACCACCAACACAAACUUGUAGCACAAAUUCAGCAAGAAAGGCCACACUCUCACAAAGGGAGUGAUAGGCAGGGACACAGAGAGGCCCAGACUAAGGAGAGUCAUGGUGAGAGACAGAGCCACCAGGUAGAGGAAGAGAAGGGUCACCAAAUCAGGGGUAGACAUGGUCAUGAGGGUCAGGAAACUCCAUGUGAGACACGGGGCAGGCAAACCCAUGAAGAUGAGCAGAAGCAUCAGAGACAAGACAGGCAACCUCAUGAAGAAGAUCAAAACCGUCAGCAAACCCAUGAGAAGAAAGAGAAAUAUCAAGGGUCCCAGGACCGACAAUCCCAUGGAACCCAGCGAGGCAGUGCUAACAGAGAAAAAUUCCACAUGAAUGAGGAUGACCAGAGCCAAGGCUCCCAGGGAAGACACAGUGACCUGGCCUUCCAUCCAACCCAGAGCAGGGGGAGGCCCCAAAGAAGAGAAGAGGGUGGAAGUCACCCUACCAAGGCAGCAAUUGCUCCCAACCCCCUCUACGACUAUCUCCAAGAGCAGAGAGAGCAUUGGCACUAGGCCUUAUUGCACAACGGAGCUACUGCCAAAGAAGAAAUCUACAGAUCAAGUUCAUAUUUACUUCUGUUUAAGAGAUUGAAAAUGUAUGUCUUCCUUCUCUCCUCUACUUUCUAUCUACUUGCAAGGAUGCUUUUGAGGAUUAGCAUUUACUUUUAGGGCAUGUCAGUUCUUUGAGCAGCAAAUCCAGGGUGUUCUGGCGGGGUGAAAUCUGAGUGGUAAAUUGGGUGAAAUAAUCAGAUCCCAAUUUUGAUUAACUUGGGGAUUUAAAUCAUUUCCUGGUUUGCCCUCCAUGUACAUAGGGCAUGGUUGGGUCACUGAAAGGUCGAAACUUCUGCCAAAAUUCAGAAACAGGAAAGGUAUUCAGAAGAUACCCAUCACAAACUGAGAAGAGGCAAUCUGGGCUUCAGUGAGCUUUGGCCCCCUUGGAUGAAACAUCAGGAAUUUCAAGCCUCAUAGUCUACACUUAAAUGAAACACAGUGAGAGCCUGCUAGGAGAGUCAGAGACCACAGAGGACACCUCUGAUUCACAACACCUCCAGCGCCCAGGCUUCUACCCUUCAUCAGAGGGACUGUCCUGGCUCCUAGCACUAAAGCUGACUAGACUGGUUUUAGCUCAAUGUCUUUCUAGUUUCUGAUCAUAUUAAAUAGAGAGGAAGCAAAUGUCAUCUGUUUUCAGAUCCUAACGAACCAAAAUUGUUGACCCAAAGAUACUGGGGCCUGAAAACCCUUCAGAAGAAAAUCUAUGGAAUUGUAUUUAAAUGCCCAAUAAAUGAUUGGUGAGCAAUGAC
Molecule: messenger RNA, 3553 nt
Organism: Myotis myotis
Lineage: Eukaryota; Metazoa; Chordata; Mammalia; Chiroptera; Vespertilionidae
Gene: RPTN
Product: repetin
Exons: 3
Coding region: 57-2765 (902 amino acids)
Molecular function (GO): transition metal ion binding; calcium ion binding
Source: RefSeq, a predicted model, not a curated record